Ornithodoros turicata is the source of this 2646-nucleotide messenger RNA. RefSeq lists its product as uncharacterized. The record is from RefSeq and is a predicted model, not a curated record. The coding region runs from base 1 to 2646 and encodes 881 amino acids. NCBI's taxonomy places the organism in Eukaryota, Metazoa, Arthropoda, Arachnida, Ixodida, Argasidae. The transcript has a single exon.
AUGAAAUUUCGAACUGUGACGAGUGAAUGCUUCUUACGUGAUGGCGUAACCACAGUUCAAGUAAAAUUUCUAGAGAAAUGUUCAAGGCUCCAACUCUAUGUUGCAAGAACCCCAGCACCAGCACUGUUUGUCCGAGAAUGGAUUCAAGAAUUCAAGUUGCUUGAAGAAACAAAUGGAAUCUUCAAGACGUCGACUGCAAUGAAAGCUUCUCAAGAAGAAGUCAAAAAUAAGCUGAACCAGAUUCUAGAAACUCACAAGGUCGUAUUUGAAGACUCCAUCGGGAAGUUGAAUGGAAUCAAGGCAACCUUAAAUCUGAAGGAAAAUGUUCAGCCCAUGUUCCUUCGUGCUCGUCAAGUUCCAUACGCACUCAAGGAAAAAGUCUUUGCCGAAUUGGACCGACUAGAAUCGGAAGGUAUUCUGACCGAAGUCAAUGUCAGUGAAUGGGCUACUCCCAUAGUUCAUGUGGUAAAGCCCAAUGGGACAGUCAGGAUAUGUGGAGAUUUCAAGAGGACCAUCAAUCAACACUUAGUCGUAGAUCAGUAUCCUCUACCAGUGGUUGAAGACAUUUUCGCGAGAUUAUCUGGUGGUCAGAAAUAUACAAAAAUUGACCUCCGGCAAGCAUUCCUUCAGAUGGAAGUGCAUGAGAGGUCCAAGCAUUUGCAAACUAUCAAUACAGAAAAGGAACUCUUCCGGUAUAACAGGAUGGUGUUUGGUAUUGCUCCCGCACCUGCGAUCUGGCAGCGCACCAUCGAACAAGUUCUACAGGGUGUUCCUAUGACACAUGCAACGCAAGACGACAUAUUAGUGAGUGGUACUACUGAAGAUGAUCAUCUCGAAAAUCUUUCGGAAGUCCUCAAGCGUCUGGAAUCGUUUGGACUAAAAGCAAACCUGCAGAAGUGCUCCUUCUUCCAGUACAGCAUUGUGUACUGCGGAUACAAGAUCAGCAGCGAAGGUUUACACAAGACCCAAGACAAGAUCCGUGCUGUACUUGAAGCUCCAGCACCGCAAAACGUCAGCCAGCUGCGUUCCUUUCUUGGGCUAAUCAACUACUACGGAAAAUUUAUUCCCGACAGCGCAAACCCUUUGCGACAUUUGCACGCACUUUUGGAAAAAUCUGCAGUAUGGAAGUGGACAAAAGACUGCAAAGUAGCCUUCCAAAAAGCUAACGGAAUUAUUGCGUCUGACACAGUCCUUGUGCACUACAAUCCACAGCUACCACUCCGUCUCGCUUGUGGUGCCGGACCACAUGGUCUCGGCGUAGUUCUUUCUCACAAAAUGCCUGAUGGGACGGAAAGGCCAAUCGCAUUUUCCUCGCGAACCCUUAAAACGGCAGAAAAGAACUACUCACAAAUUGACAAAGAGGUCCUGGCCAUUGUCUGGGGAGUACAGAAGUUCUACGCUUAUUUAUAUGGCAGACAUUUCAGACUUAUAACGGACCAUCAACCGUUGACGCAGAUCUUCUCGCCAAUGAAGGGUAUACCUGCAAUGCAAGCAGCACGUCUCCAGCGCUAUGCUCUCUUUCUCUUUCUCUCCGGCAUGGACUACGACAUAGUGUAUAAGAGGUCAGAAGACAACGGCAAUGCAGACAGUUUGUCACGGUUACCUCUACCGGAUGUUCCACCGGAGGGCCCAUAUGAAGCUGAGCUUUACCAUUUAAGCCAAUUUGAGCAACUUCCUGUUACUCAUUCACAACUGCGAGACGCAACCCGACGAAAUGUUAUUCUGUCCAAGAUAUAUUGGAAUGUCAUGAAUAGCUGGGACAGUUCUAACUCGGACGAAGAUCUUGUGCCUUACAUCCGACGCAAAGAUGAACUAUCUGUGCAACAAGGAGUUCUGACAUGGGGCACUCGCAUCGUCAUUCCCGCGAAACUCGUAGAGUCAAUUCUUCACGAGCUUCACCGUGGUCACAUGGUAAUCGUUAAAAUGAAAGCUUUGGCACGAUCCUACGUAUGGUGGCCAAACAUCGAUCGUGACAUCUCAGCGUUUGUCCAGACACUCGAAUCAAGCCUGAAAUCUAUGCAGGGGGAAGGGAGUAUCCACGAGAAUCUCGCAAAGUUCCUUAUUGCAUAUCGCACUUGCCCCCACACAACUGGAGAAACUCCAUCUAAACUCUUCCUGGGACGCGAAAUUCGCACCCGCCUGUCACUUAUCAGGACAAGUGUUCAAUACAGUAUACGAGACAAGCAAGAUAAAUUAUGCGAGCGAAACCAUGGAAGAGAACAUUACUUUGAACUGGGACAACAUGUUUCUGUUCGUGACUACAGAGGAACUGAUAAGUGGACCACUGGUCUUGUCCUCAGACGCCACGGACCAUUGUCCUAUGAAGUAAAGGUUGGUGACAAAAUUUGGCGCCGGCACAUCCACCAGCUGAAACCGGGUACCUGCGAACGCCAAGACGCCCGAGAAGAAAACUGCAGACCACCUUCAAAUGACUCUGUUGCUCCAGAGCCCAUGGUAGCGGAUCGACCACACCAACCAGAAGCAGAAGUUACUCCUCCGAGCGGGUUGCACACAACUCCUGAGAAUGUGCACGCUCCGAAUACAGCAGUCCCUGAUCUAGGAAAUGGAAAUGCACAAGUCGCAAAGACGCCCCGUCCCCAACGAAAAAGAAGACCUCCGGAAAGGCUUAUUGUGGGACUGGACUAA